This is a messenger RNA of Symbiodinium necroappetens, 1347 nucleotides long. The record is from the annotation of a GenBank genome assembly. NCBI's taxonomy places the organism in Eukaryota, Dinophyceae, Suessiales, Symbiodiniaceae.
AUGUUACGCAAGCUCUACGAAGCAGGCAUGAGCAUGGUGCGCUUGAACAUGUCCCAUUCAGAUCACAAGAGCGCAAAGCAGAUUAUUAACUGGGUGAAAACCCUGAAUCGCAAGAUUGAUCACCCUAUACCUGUUCUGUUGGAUACCCAGGGUCCGGAAAUUCGUACUGGCGAUCUUGAGCAGCCCAUGGAGCUCGCGGAAGGCGAAAUUGUCACGCUGUUUGUACGCGACUCCACUUUUGUUGAAACCAAGUCGAUCAAAGUAAACUACGACGAAAUUGUCGACAUUGUCGACGUGGGCAAAAUUGUUACGGUAGACAAUGGUCUGCUUAACUUUGAAGUGCUGGAGAAAUCCGAUAAUCAGUUGACCUGUCGCGUGGUAGACGGCGGCACUUUGGGGAGUCGGAAACACGUCAACCUUCCCGGCGUACGAGUUAACCUUCCCGCAAUAACCAAAAAAGACCGCGAAGACAUCACGUUUGGCAUCGAAAAUGAGGUCGAUUUUAUUGCCCUGUCUUUUGUGCGCAGCCCCGACGAUGUCACCGAACUGCGCGAGUUUCUCGGCAGCAAACAGAACACCAUAAAGAUUAUUGCGAAAAUCGAAGACCAGGAAGGUGUCACCCAUAUUCACGACAUCGCGCGCCUGGCUGAUGGCGUGAUGGUUGCCCGUGGUGAUCUCGGUAUUGAGACCGAUAUAGCUGACCUGCCUAACGUGCAACGCCGAAUUGUGCAUUCGUCGGCUCAAUGGGGGCGCAGAUGUAUUGUGGCGACCCAUCUGCUGGAGUCGAUGAUCGAGAACCCGAUUCCAACCCGCGCUGAGGUCACAGACGUUGCAAACGCAGUAUACGAAGGUGUUGACGCGGUGAUGUUGUCCGGCGAAACCAGCGUCGGUCAUUACCCGAUACGAUGUGUUGAACAACUGCGCGCGAUUACUACCAAGGCGGAACGAUACCCGGGCCUUGGGUAUGAGAAAGAUCUGAUUGUGACUGACGAUAAGCAGCACGUGGCGGUGCAUGCUGUAGCGCUCGCUGAAGCGAUUAACGCCAGCGGGAUUGUUGUCAUUACCCGGCGCGGGUUUGUCGCAGAUUACGUGACCAACGCACGCCCGAUGCACGUACCCAUUUUCGCGUUUACUAAUCACAGUCAGACUCGCCGUCGGUUGUCGUUGAAUCGAGCGGUUUACGCUUAUCGAACUGCAUUCAGCUCUGACCCGGAAAAAACCCUGCAACGCGCAUUUGAUGUGCUGCGUGAUCGUCAGGGCCUGGACGAUGAUGCCAAAGUGGUGGUGAUAUCAGAUGUGCUUGCAGACAAAGCCAGUGACGCGAUCCAGAUUCGACGCCUGACCUGA